GAAUCCUGUUAUGACCUGGCUGGUGUGGGCAAGGAAGACAACAUAAACCAGUUAGAUUCUCUAAAGAAAAGUUAUUUAUUUGUAGGGUAAGGUUGACUGUAACUGUAACAGAAAAAGGGCCGAUUGGAUGCUGCUUAAACCAAUGAAAACAAUAUUACCAAAAAGAAAUCUCUACUGAGACACACUGUUAGCAAUUGAUGUAAUUUAUACAGUAAAUCUUACAACAAUGUAUUGUAUUUGUGUUUUUACUGUAAGUGGCAAUGCAUCAUGGGAAAUUAAUGGACAGUCCUGUAUUAUUAUUGUAACUACACUGUACACGCCGAGUUUUACAAUGGUUUUACAUGCACCGCGUUGCAUCAUGGAAUCACCGCGAUCGGAAUUUUGAAUUUUUAGGCGGUUAGUUCUAAACGGACAUUCGAGAACGGACAUCGUUCAAGAAGAAAAAAAAGAAGCAAACAUUCUGGGACGAAGAGACAUGGCUGCAGCACAAGAGGAGCUCAGGAGGGCUGUCUUGGCAGUACUCCCGGACCUCCCCGCAGACACACUAACUACCUUGAUGGCAGGCCUGGAAGAACUUGGUGUGGAGAACAAGGAGGAUGUGAGCCUUCUAAGUGAAGAAAAUCUUCUGCCCUUUCUCCGUGUGGUCCAGUCUAGAAAGCUUCUCCGUGCCUUUUCAUCUCAAGGUUCCUUCUCAGCCCUGUCUCCUCCUGGCUCUCCACAACUCUCCUCAACCCUGUCCCCCGUGGGAAGUCCACAACUCUCCUCACCUGAGACACCCCGAACGUCCAACCCAAUGCCCUCACCACGCACACCAUGGCCUGUACAUUUUAAGGUUAACUGGGAGAAGAUGACGCCAGAGAUUCAGUCAGCCAUUGCAAAUUCUACUAGACCGAAUCCUGCUGCCAGAAGAGCGAUGGUCAGAGAGCUUGUCGAUCAAAUGAGGGUGCACAAUGCAAAUCCAAAUAGAGGGAUCUGUUUGAAAGUUGUAAACGAUAUAAUACAGAAGUACCCCACAUGUUUUGGGGAUGUGGAUGAUGAUGAAAAUACAGCUGGGGCAUCGCUCGUCCAGCAAGUAAAAACCAGAAUCGAGCAUGUCAACCGAAACAACACAUUGGCACGGUUAAGGAAGAAUAAGCACAGCAAUCGGCAGGCGAGGACAAAUGGAAGAGGUCCCGUUGAUCAAUAUGGAUGUGUCCGAUGGGCACCUCAAGAACUCCCCUCAGGGGAGACUGAUGAAACCCUACAAGAGAUGAAGACUCAGAUGCAGCAGCUAUAUGCCCAGGAAGGAAUGUCAGGCAUGGAGAGAGGAGCGCUUCAGAGAUGGCUUCAGAGAACCUACAUUCUCCAGCGUUGUGAUCUCAAUGCUGACCCUCCACACAGCGUCUCAAAAAUUAAGGAUGACUGGCCCUUUCUCUUCUCCUUGAAGGGCCUGUUCUCGCAUUUCAGUGAACUGACCGGAAUUCCAAUCCAGGAGAAGCUGCCAGCUGCCAUAGACAACAGGAGUCAGAACAUCAUAGAGUACUUCCAACAGCAGAAGACACCAGGAGUGGGGAAGGUUCUGGAAGCCUACGAUGAAGAGAGUGGCAACAAAGCUAUCUGCACCAUUAUGUGCCUGCUUGCUCACUUCAAGGAGGGGGAUGGUAUCUUCCUUACGGCUGAUCCCUCUGCCACGGCUGCUGAUAUUGAGAGAGCUGUCAGUCUGCCAAGCACACCUCGAUUAGUUGUACCAGGAGAGAUACUGCGCGGUGCAGAUAUGGGUUAUGUCCAUGGAAGGAGCAUGUGUGAUGGGGCCCCACAGCAACCUCCUGCAUGGAUUGGCAGCAGUCUUCGCUGCCUACUAUGUCUUCAACUUGCAAUAUCCAGCAGAAGCCGCAAGCACACUUGAAUUCAUUCAGAGAGCCUUUUGCGGCAUAAAUCCCCAGACGGGCAGCAAGGCAGAGAAAAGGCGAGGGCUGAAUGCACCAGUUUGCACACUUUUGAGGAAACUGCUGGAUUUUGAAUUGGUGGGCAGGGGAAAUUAGAGGACAUUAGUGGGCAGGGGACAUUGGGGACAUUAGUAUGUUUGACAACUCAUGUUCAACCAGUUUGGUACACUAAUACUUUGUGCAUUGUGCACUCUGUUUUUUAAGAGAAAAUAAAAAUAUAUAUAAAAAAAAAACAAAGUUUUUUGUUUUUCUUUGCAGAAGUCUGAAAGAGAACAUUUAUCCAAGUUACAACAUUUAAUUGUAAUAUUUACAAUAUUCUGUCCUGUGAAAUUACAGGAAAUUCCUGGCUACUGAGUUGCCGUAAAUAUAAAAUUUUGCUGUAAUAUUUACAGUAUUAUAUCCUGUGAAAUUACAGAAAAUCCCUAAAAUUACAGGAAAUUCCUGGCUACUGAGUUGCCGUAAAUAUAAAAUUUUGCUGUAAUAUUUACAGUAUUAUAUCCUGUGAAAUUACAGGAAGUACAGUACCUUGUUGUAGUUAUUUUACAAUAACAGUCCUGUAUACUGUUUACAGUAAAUUUACGGCAACUAUUAGCCAGGAAUUUCCUGUAAAAUUACAAGAAAUUUCUAACAGUGC
Messenger RNA from Micropterus salmoides (largemouth bass), 2559 nucleotides. RefSeq lists its product as uncharacterized. The record is from RefSeq and is a predicted model, not a curated record. NCBI's taxonomy places the organism in Eukaryota, Metazoa, Chordata, Actinopteri, Centrarchiformes, Centrarchidae. The coding region runs from base 476 to 1885 and encodes 469 amino acids. The transcript is spliced from 8 exons.